Messenger RNA from Toxotes jaculatrix (banded archerfish), 5517 nucleotides. It is a transcript of the gene kmt5b, whose product is annotated as lysine methyltransferase 5B. The record is from RefSeq and is a predicted model, not a curated record. The transcript has 11 exons. Gene Ontology annotation, molecular function: protein binding; histone H4K20 methyltransferase activity. NCBI's taxonomy places the organism in Eukaryota, Metazoa, Chordata, Actinopteri, Toxotidae. Gene Ontology annotation, cellular component: nucleus. Bases 337 to 2934 code for a protein of 865 amino acids.
GAGUGCUGUGGUGUUUUAUUGACUGUGCUAGCUGACGGCGAAGCUAAGUUAGCAGCCUGCUGAAGUUUGAUGCUAGCUAGCUCAAACUGAGAACUGCCUGCAACAGGUGUUAAUGGUCGUAGAACAUUAACUUGGCCAUUGCUGCGACUGACUGACUGACUGAUACUUCAUGUAGACCUCAACAUCUUGUCCGCGUUGUUUGGCAAAGUUGAACUGAAGUGUACCCACAUGAUGUGUGGACAGUUCUGUUUCAAACUUUAGACCACAGUCUUCCCCACUCAAGAGUGUUUCCUCAACUCGGAGACUAAAUGCAACUGGACCAGGGGGCUUGUGGGCAUGAAGUGGCUGGGCGAAUCCAAGAACAUGGUAUUAAAUGGCAGACGACACGGAAACAAGUUGACCAGCGAGCAACCUGUGAGCCAGAGCCAGACUCGCUCUCAGCAUUCACAGCGGGCAUCCCUGCGCCACAACAAAGCCCACCCCAGAAACCGAAGAUGUAGCCGCAGGUUUAAUGCAGCCAAUCUGGAGGCAGAGAGGCGCUACGUACCCUCCUCAGGAAUGACUGCCAAGGAGCUGUGUGAGAACGAUGAUCUGACCACAAGUCUCAUUCUGGAUCCAUAUCUGGGCUUUCAAACUCACAAAAUGAACACGAGAUUUCGACCAAUUAAGGGAAGACAAGAGGAGCUGAAAGAGAUCAUCGAGCGCUUCAAGAAACAUGACAAUUUGGAGAAAGCUUUCAGAGCUUUGACGUCAGGAGACUGGUCCCGAAAUCUCUUUCUCCACAAGACAAAAGCUCAAGAAAAGCUCUUCAAGCAACAUGUGUUUGUGUAUCUGCGGAUGUUUGCCACAGACAGCGGGUUUGAGAUUCUCCCUUGCAAUCGCUACUCAUCAGAACAAAAUGGAGCUAAAAUUGUGGCUACAAAGGAGUGGAAAAGAAAUGACAAGAUCGAGUACCUGGUGGGCUGCAUUGCUGAGCUUUCAGAGAGCGAGGAGAACUUGCUGCUCCGACAUGGGGAGAAUGACUUCAGUGUCAUGUAUUCAACUCGCAAGAACUGUGCACAGCUCUGGUUGGGGCCAGCUGCCUUCAUCAAUCAUGAUUGUCGGCCAAACUGCAAGUUUGUAUCGACAGGUCGGGACACAGCCUGUGUGAAGGUUUUGAGGGACAUUGAACCGGGAGAGGAAAUCUCGUGCUACUAUGGAGACGGAUUUUUUGGGGAAAACAAUGAAUUUUGUGAAUGCUAUACAUGUGAACGACGGGGCACUGGUGCUUUCAAAUCCAAAGCUGGACUGCCAGUGGAGGUGCCGGUGAUCAACAGCAAGUACGGGUUGCGGGAGACGGACAAGCGUCUGAACAGGCUAAAGAAGUUGGGGGAAGGAAACAGGAGCUCGGACAGUCACUCUGUCGGCUCCCACACCGAUGUAGACUCUCAGGAAAUGCCAAAAACACAUCAAUCUGCCAGAAAAAGAACAUCCUCAUCAUCUGGCCUGAAGUAUAAAAACAGGACUCAAACCAGACAGACUUUGUCAAGAGCCCUUACUACCUCAUGUUCAAAACAAGGUCGUGUAAACAAUAACAGGGUACCAAAGAGACUAAAAUCCCAAUCCAAGCCUUCACUAAGUAAAGUCCAGUUGCGGUGUCGCAGGAGAGGUGCAGAGCCCAAGGCGUUGGCCAAAGGAGAGACUUGCCAGCUGGGUCUCAGGGACUCAAAGGUGUCGCUGUGUAAAGGUGUCACAGUUAAAAAGGAGAAGGAUGGACAGGAGCUGGUGCAGCAGACACUAGGCCAGCGGGGCUGCCUCACCCGUCAUGCUGCCAAAGAAAAUGGCAGUCUACCUGUUGUGCAAAGCAGUGAGGGUAGCCAGUGUUCGACAUACAGAACUCGCAGGUCCACACGGACCCUUGUAAAAGCCCAGGAAACGGCAGCUGGCAUUAAGCUGGAGCCUAGUGCCAUGGACGGCUUGAGCCCAGUCCCUGGUGGAGUGGUCAUUAAAACAGAGCCAGCUGACAUGGAGGAGUAUCUCCGCCAUGGAGUGGGACUGGAGCAGCCGGCAUUAGACACUGGCUAUGCUAGAAGAGGCUCAUGCACCAGGCAGAAACGGCUGACGCGGCUCAGGACCGAGCGGACGAUUAAAUGUGAGGACUCGUACGGUGAGCCGUUCAUGCCAAUGGCUGCUGGCCACACCGCUAACUUCUCAGACUGCGGCAAUGUGCUGCUGAGCUUUGCCGACCGGCACAGGGACUACAACGGGGUUGCCAAUGGCAGCAAAUCCCUCCGCAGGGACAAGGGUAAGAGUGGCUGCCGGUCACAAGACAAGGGCAAGAAGAAACGUCAGAUCACACGAUAUGAUGCCCAGCUGAUCCUGGAGAACAACACAGGCAUCCCCAAACUGACGCUCCGCCGGCGGAGGGACAGCAGCAGUAGCAAGACCAAUGACCCCAACGAUCCCAUUGGCUCCUCCAACCUUUCUGCCUCUACGGUCAACUCUGCAACUUCCAGCAAAAUCAGCAUCAAGUUCAGCAAGGACCACGAUAAGGACAAAGGUAGCUCAUACAUAGCCAAACUGAAUAACGGCUUUGCCCCUGUGGUCCACAGUAACUCCACCAAGCUGAAGAUCCAGCUGAAGAGAGAGGAUGAUGCACGGAGAAUAUCCCAGACGAAGGCGGAACAGAUGUCCUAUAAUGGGGACAUGGGUCAGAGUCUGGAAGCCAGGAAUGGUGGACAUCGGACUCAAAAGGUCCUGGCAGACCCUUCAUCUGAAGAGGACAACGACGAGGAAGGGGAGGACGACGAUGAUUACUUCGACAAUGAGUUCGAAGACGAUUUCAUUCCACUUCCUCCAGCAAAGCGGCUCCGACUCAUUGUGGGUAAAGACUCCAUAGACAUCGAUAUCUCCUCCAGGAGGAGAGAGGAUCAGUCUCUGAGGCUCAAUGCAUAAGCUGUGGAGCUCAUCACUUCCACUUUUCCCUGUAAAUAAAGAUGACUCGCUAAUCAACUUGUGUUGAUGUAAAAGAAGUACAGUAAUUUAAAAACAAAAAAAUUGCUGAAGAAAUAAGAAUCUGAAUGAACGUUACUAGAGGGUGCUGUUAACCUAAAACAAAUCUCUGUUUUUCACUUAAGUUGUGUUCAUCAAUAAGUGUAAUUUGUAAGUUGCAUUGAUUAAGCAAAAGUUCACUCAUCCAGUCCAUCUCUCUCCUGGCAUUUAAACUGCACACUAUGCUAAAUGUAAACUGCGGGAAUUUGUCUUCUUAUUGUUUCUGAGUAAUUUGACCUGGUCCCAAGUGAAAAACUAGAAUUUGUUUUAAGUUCAACUAUUCCUUUCAGUGAAUGCACUUGUUAUAUUCAUAAUGGACAUGGAUAUUGUAGAAAGUGUACAGUAUGGUGACUAUCCCCUCUGUCUCAUAGGCAGGUUUUUAUUGAACUUAUGAUUUUGUCUCAUAGUUUGUAACUUGUGUGGCAAACCAUGCUGACCGUGCAGUAUGGUGUGGUUAGUCCAGAGGCAUUAUAAGAUCAGUCAGUCACUUCAUUUGGAUCCAAGUGCCAUGUUGUCAUUAUCCCAGUAGUUCAGCUGUUAAAGAACCACUUUGAAUUUCAGAAAUUCAUUAACUAUCAGCAUUUUUUUUUACUGUGUAAGUUAAUCAUGUGUCUCUGUGUAGAAUUUAGCCACAUCAUGUUUAAUGCUUUGUUAUUCCCGUGAGUGUUAUACAAAGAGUUGUUCAAGCAGAAUUUAUAGUUUAUUAUGUUAUAGAUUUAACAUGCACCAAAACCAAGUCUGUGUGUUGCAGACCACUGGAGAAAAGCUGACGUUCAAGAUGGGGGGAAAAAAAAAACCUGUCAUACUGCAAUGUGAGCACUAACAACAUGCAUGUGCCUGCAGAUGUCACACGCUCAUAACAUGUGAUAAGGAUCAGCUGUAAUGGUGUUGCACAAUUAUUUUCCAGGAUCUGUAAGGAAAUUAAUUAAGCUACAGACUUACAAAAAAUUAAAGCACACACGGUUUUCUAAUCAGCUGAGUACAGUCAGAGGUGUCGGAAAUUAAAUGGACCAGUGUUUCUCUUUGUUUCUGGGGACUACUGUAUAAUGGGAACAUGGCACACAUGGUAGUUCAACCCUUUUCAACAGCUGAGAACAUAAAGCUAAUCCACAUAUAAAGGCUACCUAGAUGCUUUUAAAUCUCUCAAAGUAAUGUACAGGAAGACUGGCUGAUGUCCCUCCACUGAGUUAUGACAUUUAUUUUCUCUCAAGUCAAGUCUCACUUUGUUUUAUUUACCGAAAUCAGAUUUUUGGAAGCAAGUUAACUGGAGCUGCAACGAUUGAUCGAUUAAUCAUUUAUUCGGUUGACAGUAAAAUUAUCAGCUGUUUUGAUAGAUUAUUAAUGAAUGAAGAAAAUCUGGUUUCAGCUUCUCAAAUGUGAAUAGUUUUUGUUUUUUAUAGUCUUCGAUGGAAGUAAACUCAGCACGUUUUGGUUUAGCACAGUUUAUUGGACAAAACACGAAAUUCGAAGACGCCAUCUUGGUCUUUGGAAACUUGUUAUUGACAUUUUUCACAAUUUUCUGGCAUUUUAUUGACCAAACGACUAAUUGAUUAAUCGAUAAUAAAAAUAAUUGCAGCUCUAAAGUUAACAGAUGUCCAUCGACACUAGAGUUUUGAGGAGGAAAAUCACAUUGUCUGAAAUGUUCUUACUAGCAUAGAAUCAUGUAUUCUUUUCUCUGUGGUGCUACUUUUUAUUUCCAUACUAUGUUUGAAUUUCUGUCCUGUGUAACUCUGUAUUGGUAGAUGGCAGCAUUAACUUUGACAGGCCCAAAUUCUAUAGAAAUACAUCUUUUACAUCAGUAAUACACAUUUUAUCAGUUUCAUCUGUAGCUUAUUUAAGUUGUAUUUUUGUUUUUUGGCUGGACCGCGCCCUGUCUUUUGAGUCACUUGGAACGUGACACAACAAAGGCAUCAAAUCCAGAGCGACGGUAGCGACGAAAUUACUGACUUGUGUAUUGUUACUAGAGCAACCCAUGCAGAAAGGUUGAUGAUGUCUGGACUCACAAAUCCGAUCUGAUCACUUUCAAAUAACAGAGCGGACAAUCUGGACUAAAGAUCUGCUCUGAGAAACCCAUCUGAUUUACCUGAUGUCUGAUCAAAGAGAACAGCUUUAUUGGGAAUUUCUCUGUGUUAAAUUAAAAAUAAAAUAAAAUAUGGGAGCAAACAGAUAACGGGCUGAAACUGGGAGACACUAGGCAGGAUGCAAACACAACAUACUGACCUCACAAAUAUGCUAAUUAGCUAAUUACUUAAUUUGAUAACUUCCUGAACAGGCUUCAGCACAACUUUCCACUGAAAGUAGAUUUUUACAGUGGUUCCCCAACAGUGUUCAGCUGCGUCUCAGGUUUCUCACAUUGACAGGACGCGGUGCAGCCAGAAACUAGGUUUUGACCUGGUCUUGUUUUCUUUACAGGAGCACAUAUACUUAAAGUUUUUAGUUGGCAAAAAUUGUAAAAAAAAAAAAAAAAAAAAUCAUUAUCAUAACAAC